Messenger RNA from Haliotis rufescens (red abalone), 580 nucleotides. RefSeq lists its product as uncharacterized. The record is from RefSeq and is a predicted model, not a curated record. Bases 22 to 552 code for a protein of 176 amino acids. The transcript has 4 exons. Lineage: Eukaryota; Metazoa; Mollusca; Gastropoda; Lepetellida; Haliotidae.
CACAUGUAUAGAGCAAUAUAGAUGUAUGUUUCUUCAGGGUGCGGUGAUGGGUGUUCCACCUGCUCUAGCUACAACAACUGUCAGUCCUGUUUCUGGGGGUACAACAUGGUCCGUCACACUCUCCCCGGGGGUAAACAGACAGCAGUGUGCAAACCAUCGGGAGUGAAGUGUCCCAGCAAGAACUCCCACUGUUCCUACACCAUGUACGUCCGGAGCUCGGUCGGCUGCCUGGGCUGUACGUCAUGUGACGAGGGAUACCUCCCCACCUUCAACCACCUCUACUACCGCGUCACAACCGACCCCCACGGCAGCUACACCUUCAACAACAUCACCAUCAAGAACAAUAGGGACGUGAAUGAACCCCGCUUAGUGUGCGUCAAGGGACAGGAUUGUCGUGAUGGUUGGUUCAGGAAAGACACACAGAGAUCGUCUUUCUGCGACUGGUGCGGAGAAGGAUGUAGCCGGUGCACAGACAAUACUUCCUGCUCUAAAUGUGAUCCGGGAUACACUUUAAACCAGACUGGUACCAAGUGUACGGCGAAUAGUACAUGAGACGAAUAAAAAAAGUACUUCUGAAAAA